Molecule: messenger RNA, 1014 nt
Organism: Jatropha curcas
Lineage: Eukaryota; Viridiplantae; Streptophyta; Magnoliopsida; Malpighiales; Euphorbiaceae
Product: NDR1/HIN1-like protein 1
Biological process (GO): defense response to other organism
Cellular component (GO): plasma membrane; plasmodesma
Source: RefSeq, a predicted model, not a curated record
AUUCCACACCUCAUCUCUCUCUAUAAUACCAAAGCCUCUCAUUAACUCAACGUUUUCCCUCGUACCAUCUUCUCUUCUUUCCACUAUCACUUCACCUUCUCACCACCAUGUCCGCCAAAGACUGCGGCAACCACGGCGAAAAACGCCGGAAACUCUUCCGCCGGAUCUUUGCCGGUAUAUUAAUCUUCCUUUUCUUAGUCCUUGUCACUAUCCUCAUAAUCUGGGCCGUUCUCCGUCCUAGCAAGCCUAGUUUUGUUCUUCAAGACGUCACCGUUUAUGCCUUCAACGCCUCUGUCCCUAACUUUCUUACCUCCAAUUUUCAAGUCACUUUCUCCAGCCGUAAUCCAAACGACAAAAUCGGAAUCUAUUAUGACAGGCUUGACAUCUAUGCAACUUACAGGAGCCAGCAGAUCACUCUCCGAUCAGCAAUACCGCCGAAUUAUCAAGGUCAUAAAGAAAUCAACGUCUGGUCACCUAAUAUUUAUGGUACGGCAAUUCCGGUGGCUCCGUACAACGCCAUCGCACUGAAUCAAGAUCAGUCUGCAGGGACGGUGUUGCUGAUGAUUAAAAUGGAUGGACGGGUGAGAUUUAAAGUUGGAACUUUCAUUUCUGGAAAGUAUCAUUUGUAUGUUAGAUGUCCUGCUUAUAUACAGUUCGGGAGUAGGACUGCCGGAAUUAUUGUCGGUGAGAACUCCGUUAAGUACUCGCUGUUGGUAAGUUGCAGUGUAAGCAUUUGAAGAUAUAGCAGAAGAAAGAAAGGAAGAAAGAAAGAAGAGAAUUGACAUGUAACGCCGUUAAGUAUUUUCUCUUCUUCUCUUUUUUUUUUUUAUAUUAUUUAAAUACUUAAUUUUCUCCUUUUUUUUAGUUGAUGUGUUAUGAAACUGAUGGCCGUCUCUAUUUUUAGAUUUAUAUAAUUCUGUAUGUGGCAUAAUGAAGGCUUUGAAAUGUACAUUUUCCUAAAGUUAAUAAAUGGAAGGAGAAAAGCAGACGAGGCAGAUUGAUUAAUAGCCAAAA